This is a messenger RNA of Suillus subalutaceus, 402 nucleotides long. RefSeq lists its product as uncharacterized. The coding region runs from base 108 to 326 and encodes 72 amino acids. The record is from RefSeq and is a predicted model, not a curated record. Lineage: Eukaryota; Fungi; Basidiomycota; Agaricomycetes; Boletales; Suillaceae. The transcript is spliced from 3 exons.
AAUCCUCAGACUCCGUACUUGUUCAAUUGCUGAAUGCAUUCCAGGUCAGCGCCAUCGGCAUCGCAGGUGUCCUUGGUUGGGCAAUCAACGUCUCUCUUGCAUUCUGCAUGGGCACCGACGUGAACUCCCUUCUCAACAGCCCGAUUGGACAGCCCAUGGCCCAAAUUUUCUUCAACAGCUUCGGCCAAAAUGGAACGCUUGCAUUGUGGUCCUUCGUCGUGCUUGCUCAAUAUAUGAUGGGCUCGAGCAUGGUCCUUGCAUCAUCUCGCCAAACAUUUUUUCCCGUGAUGGCGCACUUCCGUUCUCAUCUUACAUCUAUCGCAUGAACAGCUUUACCAAGACGCCCGUCAACACCGUUUGGUUCGUCGCGAUUAUCUCGAUCAUCCUCGGCAUGUUGUCGUU